This is a messenger RNA of Suillus paluster, 309 nucleotides long. RefSeq lists its product as uncharacterized. The annotation marks the transcript as partial. The record is from RefSeq and is a predicted model, not a curated record. The transcript has a single exon. Lineage: Eukaryota; Fungi; Basidiomycota; Agaricomycetes; Boletales; Suillaceae.
GAGCUCUGGGCCUCCCUUUUCAGUACUCUCUCCAUCAUGUCUAAUUGGCAAACCCCCUAUCAUCGAGACUACUUAUCCUUUCCCAAGUGGUUUGAUAUUCUCACAACUGUGGAGAAUUAUUCUAAUGCUCACAUGAGCAUGCCAAGCCUUCAGCUGAAGUUUAUGUAUGAUCCUGGGGUCAUGAUAGCAUUUUCAGGAGGGAUUGUCAGGCAUGGUGUUCAUGAACUAGCAGGGGAUCAGGUUGCUUGGGCAUGGUACAUGAGGGAUUCUGUCCAUAUUUUUCCAGGUGUUCCUGCAUGUGGAUGGACA